AUAUCCGAUAGGAGCGUUGGUGUUCUUUGGUUGUUGAUCUAAGGCGAUCAGAAGUAUUCUGAGAACCUCAGAUCGACAAUCAUCGACCGUGUCAUUUCCGGUCGUCUACGAUCGGGGGUGUCACAACCACUGUUUGUCUUCAUCGGAGAUUGCCUAUAAAUUGAUUUGGGGAAGAUGAAAUUGAACUGAAAAUUAGGUUUUUGAAUAAGGAAGAUGAAAUCAAUUUGAAAUUUUGCUUAAACAAAAUGAUUUUGUAAAAUAACAUCAUAUUGGAUAUAACACUCGUCGUUCGAAUUUAGCAGUUGACUAUUUUUUAAAUGGUUGAGUCAACAAAAAAAAACACCAAUAUUUAAAAGUUGAAAAAUAUUUUUGCUCUAAAUAUAAUUGGAUUUUUUUUUAUCCUUCGUUUGAAAGUUCAGAGUUUUAAUAACUGUUUUCUCUAACUUAGGUUGUUUAUAGUUUCUUUAUAGGUGUGGAGGGGGUUUAUGCAAAAAAGAGGGUUUAUGCCAAAAAGAUAACAAUUGCACAACAUUCCUUAAAAGCCCACUUAAUUAACACUUUAAAUGAGUUUGGGCCGGAAAGAUACCCCAGGACAUUCCUUAAAGGCCCAUUUUGUGAUACAGUGACUUAUGUGAACGGAAGGAAAAAACCCACUUUCUAAACAAUUGUUUGUGUAGGAAGUCACUUUGACUAAGAAGCUGACCCCAGGACCAGGAGUGAAGGACCGAACCGGUUGACCGGAAUCGAACAAUUUAAUCCACGAGGGGGACACUUUAAUGUACUCUCACGACGACCAGACAUUUUAAAAGAGUUCCGGCAAAGAAGUAAAAAGCAAAGAAUAAAAUUAACAAAAUAGUAAAAAUCCGAGACGGUGGGUCCCACUUUUUGUAGGUACCGCGGCCGUCUCCUGCCGGUUUAAUUCAUUUUCUAUGGAAUCUAAUCGAAUUCUCCUAAAGAAGUAGUGUAAAAAUGAUGGAGCAGGGAGCUUUGUUGCGUUCUGCGUCUUCUUCUUCAAACACCUACUACCUCUCUUACCAAUCACGCCAAACGAGGAAGGAUCUUUCGUCUUUCAGGCCGGAAAAUAAGUUAAACCCUGGUCAAAUCCGGUUUAGCUCUCCGUGGUUUAAGCCGGUUGGUUCCGUGGCGGCGAAAUGCAAUACGUACACCUACGCGGCGAGUGGAGGCGGCGACGCGGAGGCUGAGCAUCCAGUGGACGACAAAGAGUUUGUGCGCUGGUUCCGUGAAGCUUGGCCUUAUCUGUGGGCCCACGGUGGCUGCACUUUCGUCGUUGUCAUCUCCGGCGAUAUACUCGCCGGCCCUUACUGUGAUCCCAUUUUAAAGGACAUAGCGUUUCUUCAUCAUCUUGGGAUAAGAUUCGUUCUAGUUCCAGGAACACAAGUGCAAAUCGACCAGCUCCUGUCUGAAAGAGGACGCGAGGCUACAUAUGUGGGACGUUAUAGAGUAACCGACGCAGCAUUUGCUGCCACGGAAGCUGCGGGAGCUAUCUCAGUGAUGCUUGAGGCUAAACUAUCUCCUGGACCUUCCAUUUGCAAUAUCCGUAGGCAUGGUGAUAGUAGUCGUUUGCAUGAUAUUGGUGUCAGGGUUGAUACCGGCAACUUCUUCGCAGCAAAAAGGAGAGGCGUUGUUGAUGGUGUUGAUUUUGGAGCGACUGGUGAAGUGAAGAAGAUAGAUGUAGACCGGAUUUGUGAGAGGCUUGACGGUGGUUCUGUAGUCUUGUUGAGGAACUUGGGUCACUCUAGCUCCGGAGAAGUCUUAAACUGCAAUACCUAUGAAGUAGCUACAGCUUGUGCAUUAGCUAUAGGAGCAGAUAAGCUUAUUUGCAUAAUGGACGGUCCAAUUCUUGACGAGAGCGGACAUCUGAUUCGUUUCUUGACACUCCAAGAAGCAGAUAUGUUGGUGAGGAAACGGGCGCAACAAAGCGACAUUGCUGCUAACUAUGUAAAGGCUGUUGGUGAUGGAAGCAUGGCUUAUCAAGAACCUCCUGGUAACGGGAGAGCAGCGUUUUGGGGAAACGGGAACCACACUCCCAUCUUUCAGAACGGUGUUGGGUUUGACAUUGGGAGUGGGUUAGGGUCUGGUGAGCAAGGUUUUGCUAUCGGUGGUGAGGAGAGACUAAGCCGCCAAAACGGUUAUCUUUCCGAACUGGCUGCUGCUGCUUUUGUCUGCAGGGGUGGAGUCAAAAGAGUUCACUUGUUAGAUGGUACUAUAACUGGAGUUCUAUUGUUGGAACUUUUCAAAAGAGAUGGAAUGGGGACUAUGGUUGCUAGUGAUGUAUACGAAGGAACACGAGAUGCCAAAGUGGAUGAUCUUGCAGGAAUCAGACGUAUCAUCAAACCUUUGGAGGAAGGUGGGAUCUUGGUCCGCAGAACCGAUGAGGAGCUACUCCAAGCUUUGGACUCAUUCGUGGUUGUCGAAAGGGAAGGUCAAAUCAUCGCUUGUGCGGCUCUGUUCCCAUUCUUCCAAGACAAAUGCGGAGAAGUUGCAGCCAUCGCGGUUGCAUCAGACUGCCGCGGUCAAGGCCAAGGCGAUAAACUACUAGAUUACAUAGAGAAGAAAGCAUCCUCUCUCGGGUUAGACACGCUGUUUCUCCUCACAACGCGAACAGCAGACUGGUUCGUGAGACGCGGGUUCCAAGAAUGCGCAAUCGAGGUCAUACCAGAGACCAGAAGGCAAAGAAUCAACCUCUCUAGAAAAUCAAAGUACUACAUGAAGAGGCUACUACCUGAUAAGAGUGGCAUCUCAAUAUAACAAGAGAGGAGCAUCAUUCAUUAUUGUAAAUUAUUUUUUAAAAAAUAAACAAACUUUUAUU
Molecule: messenger RNA, 2830 nt
Organism: Brassica rapa (field mustard)
Lineage: Eukaryota; Viridiplantae; Streptophyta; Magnoliopsida; Brassicales; Brassicaceae
Product: probable amino-acid acetyltransferase NAGS2, chloroplastic
Biological process (GO): L-arginine biosynthetic process
Cellular component (GO): cytoplasm
Molecular function (GO): L-glutamate N-acetyltransferase activity, acting on acetyl-CoA as donor
Source: RefSeq, a predicted model, not a curated record